Molecule: messenger RNA, 1431 nt
Organism: Malus domestica (apple)
Lineage: Eukaryota; Viridiplantae; Streptophyta; Magnoliopsida; Rosales; Rosaceae
Product: ethylene-responsive transcription factor ERF021
Biological process (GO): regulation of DNA-templated transcription
Molecular function (GO): DNA-binding transcription factor activity; DNA binding
Source: RefSeq, a predicted model, not a curated record
UUUUAUAUUUCAAUUUAAUUUUAAUUAUUUUGUUUAGAUCCUUCAACAAAUAGAAAAGAAGAUAAUAUUGUGAGCAUGCACCUGGGCAAGGCAACUGCUUGGAAGCUCACUUCCUUUCAUGUUAUGCGACCACGUAUCUUACAAAAAUUACAAGACAUUCGCAUCUAUAAAUACCUAUCAGCUGGAUCACACUUUCACCAACCAAAUUUGUUUUAUAAUCGUUCUACCAUUGCUUCAAAGUUUUAUUAUUCAGCAAACACGCACACCAAAUUUAACAUUUUUGCUCACAUUUCUCUGCAUGCAUGGGGGAUCCCGCCAAUUCUAGCAAUGCCUAUGGCCCUGCCUCUUCGGUCUACAGAGGCGUGCGCAAGAGAAAAUGGGGCAAAUGGGUGUCGGAAAUCCGCGAGCCUGGAACCAAAACCCGAAUUUGGUUAGGCAGCUUCGAGACUCCAGAGAUGGCGGCCGCAGCGUAUGAUGUGGCCGCGUUGCAUUUCCGGGGUCGCGAUGCGAGGCUCAACUUCCCUGAACUUGCCAAUAACUUGCCUCGCCCUGCCAGUUCCACCUCUGAUGACAUACGCAUGGCAGCACAUGAAGCAGCCUUGAUGCUGAGAGGUAGUAGUGGUGGUGGUGGUGGUGCGGUUGAAGGUCAUGAGGUUGGGGGCUCCAGCUCAAACGUCGGGCAGGUCAGGGUGAGGCUGUCGCCGAGUCAAAUCCAGGCAAUUAACGAGUCUCCCUUGGACUCGCCCAAAAUGUGGAUGCAAAUGGCAGAGCCUACGAUGUUCUCUAAUGACUUUUUUGAGAAUCAGUGGGAGGAUCUGCAGAAUGACUCUCUUUGGGAUCCUUAAUUAGGUAAUUAGCGUUUACGUAAUAGUACAAUGACAAAAUACGAACUAUAUAUACAUUAAUGUCCUAAAAUUAUUAUUUUUAUUAUAAAAUACAUGUGUGCGACGUAGUUAAUUUGACUAAAAUAUAUGAGCUAUAUAUUCAAAUAAGUCUUUCAAACAGAUACAGCUUCAUUAAAAAAAAAAAACAGAGAUGGGGGCAAGUCUACCAAUUAAAAAAGAUUGGUAAACUUUGAGCUUAAUUUGUUUCGAAUUGAUUGACAAAAUCAGCAGAUUAAAUAAUUUAAUUGUGUAUGGAAAGAGACAUUCUUGGUGAUCCAAUAUUUAAAAAUUGGAUUGGAGGGACACUGAUGAUUGAUCAAGCAUUAGUUCUGGUGUGGUAGUAGGUGAGGUGGAAUCGAUUGUGUUGUGUGAAGGACCACAAACUCUUUGGCUACUUUUUAAAUUAGCUUUAGAAGAGUGUACUCGAUCGUGUGAUUUCUUUUUCUUGCUCCCAUUGUCUUUACAUUAUUUGUUGUAAUGGAAAUAAUUUGUCAUUGAGAUUAAUGUACGUAACAGUAGUGUGUGGGCAAUCACUUAUUAAUUCUUA